AUGACGAAUAUCUCACUGGAAGAAAUGAAUGCGGUAGGUGAGCUUCUACGUUCGUCUGCGUUCGAUGCGUUCGAGCUUGAAAUGGAGGUCACAUCCGACGGGGAAAUCACCGCGAUUGCACUGUGGACGGAUUGCACGAUGUUCGAUAAGGUGCACUCUGGUGGGGCAGAUCAGCCCAGCAGACGGCAGAUGUUGAGCUUUCUUCCGAAGCCUCUCAGUGUUGUUGAGGGGUCUACGGUGAGAUUGAAAGGUAGGUACGACGCAUCGACGGGACAUUUCACAUUUGCAUCAUCGGAAUGCAGCCCAAACAAUUCUCAAACAAACUCGGUCGUGAGCAUGUCAGUCGAACGUUGGCACUUUCCAAUGAUCAACGAUGAGCGCCGCAACAGUGCGUACAACCGGGCAAUCAAGGUUUUGAGGGGACAACGUGUAGUUGACAUCGGCGGUGGAUCAGGGUUACUCGCGAUGAUGGCAGCGCGAGCGGGUGCGGAACAGGUCGUCACUGUCGAGCGUGUCGGUGAUAUGGCUGAGUGCGCCUCGCGUGUUUUGGAAGCGAAUGGUUUUGGAGGCAAAGUUUCAGUUGUUCAUGGAUCGUCGCUAAACCUGAAGGUCCCGGAUCUGGGUUUCAAGGAAGGCCUUCAACCCACAGUCGUUUUAUCUGAGGUUCUGGACGAUGGUCUGCUGGGUGAAGGUGUGAUACCUACAGUCGCGCAUGCUCGCCGAGAGCUUGCUACACUAAACGCAUUGGUAAUCCCAGCAGCAGCAAAAGUGUGGGCCAUGGUAGUCAACAUGCCGCCACAGCCAGAACCAAUCAUUAUGCCUUCCAGUUCUUCACCAAAAGACUCGCCUGCGAGACGGUGGGCUGCUUAUGACACUUUACGCCCGCCUGAGGUGAAGAAAUAUACCUCGGUGAGGCUUGAUCGUGUGAAGUUCAUGCCUCUCACCGAGCCAUUCCCUGUUUUCGGUUUUGACUUCGACGCACCUCUGGAUGAUCCGUCGUCGGUUGCUGACUACUGCCGAGAGCAAGCCGUCCAAGUGAAUUCAAUCGCAGCAGGUUGUGCGAAUGCCGUUGUGUUCUGGUUCACGCUGACAUUGAAUCGGAGCGGCGAAACUGAUGGGCUUGCUGAUAUAUGCACCUACCCGGCCAUGACUGAGAAAUGUGGAGCAUCUGGUAGUAGCCGAUGUUGGAAUCAGGCGCUGCAAUUUGUGAAACCCACCAUCGUAGGAGGGGCAGGCACGACGCUCACAGUCCCUUGCGCUCACUCGCCGACGAGGAUGACGUUCGGAGAUAUUAUGACAUAA
Molecule: messenger RNA, 1302 nt
Organism: Micromonas commoda
Lineage: Eukaryota; Viridiplantae; Chlorophyta; Mamiellophyceae; Mamiellales; Mamiellaceae
Exons: 1
Coding region: 1-1302 (433 amino acids)
Biological process (GO): peptidyl-arginine methylation
Molecular function (GO): protein-arginine omega-N monomethyltransferase activity
Source: RefSeq, a predicted model, not a curated record